Molecule: messenger RNA, 2075 nt
Organism: Cyprinodon variegatus (sheepshead minnow)
Lineage: Eukaryota; Metazoa; Chordata; Actinopteri; Cyprinodontiformes; Cyprinodontidae
Product: titin-like
Exons: 8
Coding region: 415-2016 (533 amino acids)
Biological process (GO): homophilic cell-cell adhesion; synapse organization
Cellular component (GO): axon; neuronal cell body; plasma membrane
Molecular function (GO): axon guidance receptor activity
Source: RefSeq, a predicted model, not a curated record
AGAGAGCAGUGCAGCUGCUCGGUAAAUGUCAAAGAGCCUCCAGAGUUUGUAAAGCCUUUUGAAUCGGCUGAGUUUGUGAAGGGAUCUGAUAUUAUUCUGAAAGGAACCGUCUCAGGUUCCCCUCCAUUUGAAAUAAGCUGCUUCCUGAACGAUAAGCUGAUAAGAGGCAAUAAUAAGCAUCAAAUCCAUGUUGAAAGAGACACAGUGACUCUUCAGAUAUCUGACUGUGACAGCAGGGAUGAUGGGACUUACCGCUGCACGGUUGCAAAUGAUGUUGGGGAGACAUCUUGUUCUUGCCAGGUUUCAUUGAAAGAGCCUCCUCAGUUUACCCUGAAACUGCCUCCCACCACCUUUGUGAAGCACGGUGAGGGAAUCAUCUUAGAGUGCACGACCAACAGUGCACGCUCUUUAAAAAUGUGCUGGUAUAAAAAUGACCAGAAGAUAAGCGACGAUGGAAACUAUAGAGCCACGCUCUUGGAGUCGGCUGCAUCCCUGCAGCUCAGCUCUGCGAGCUUUGAGGAUGAUGGGGUCUACACCUGUGAGGUUCACAAUGAUGCGGGCAGUGCGAGCUGCAGCACCACUCUUACCGUCCAAGAGUCCCCAUCUUUUCUUAAAACUCCACUCCCAGUGGAAGGCAUUCAAGGCAAAGAUACCAGUCUUCACUGUGAGAUGGAAGGAACUCAACCUUUCAAAGUUAUGUGGUUCAAAGACAGAAGAGCCCUAAAAGAGAGUAGGAAGUAUAAGAUGGUUAGUUUGGGCAACUCGGCUGCUCUCCAUGUCAUGAAACUGGAGCAGAAUGAUGUUGGCCUCUAUGAGUGCCAGGUCUCCAACAGUGUAGGCAGUGAGAUCUGCCAGACUUCCAUCACGCUGAAGGAACCACCAACCUUUGUCAACCACCUGCUGGACCAGUCUGUAAGACUCGGCCAGCAGCUGACGCUGACAGCUGCGGUAAAAGGCUCAGAGCCUCUGAUCGUGUCUUGGAUCCGGGACAAAGAUCACGUCCUCAGAGACAGUGAUAACAGGAAGAUCAGCUUUGAGAACAACCAGGCCACUCUGGUGGUUUCCAAGGCUGACUCGACGACGGCGGGCAGAUACACCUGCCAGCUGAGGAACGACGCCGGAGUGGUGGAGUCAGUCUCCCAGGUUACAGUUUUAGAACCUGCCGCCAUCGUAGAGAGCCCAGAAUCCAUGAGCGUCACCGCAGGAGAAAACGCUUCCAUUGAAGUUACUGUGUCUGGUUCACCAGAACUGAAAACCAAAUGGUUGAAGGACAACCAAGCCCUGAGUUCUGGUGCAAAAUAUCAGAUGUCCUUUGCCAAGAAGGUUGCCAUUCUGAAGAUCCGUUCUGCUGACAAAGCAGAUGCUGGAGAAUAUAAACUAGAGCUUACUAAUCAUGUUGGUGCUGACUCUUGUGUAACCAAGCUCUCAGUCUCAGAUAAGUUGAUUCCUCCAAGUUUCAUAAAGAAGCUGAAGGACACCCACUUUGUUGUGGGUAAGCCUGCUGAGCUGGAGUGCAAAGCUACUGGAUCUUCUCCUUUAACCAUUUCCUGGUUCCAUAAUGGCCAGGAGAUCCAAAGCGGUCCCUAUUAUGACAUCAGCUCCACGGAUCAUAAUUGCAGGCUGCUGGUUUUAACUGUCAGUCAGUCUGAUUCUGGGAAAUACUCCUGUAAAGCAGCCAAUGCUGCAGGAGCCUGUGAGACCAGCGCCUCGGCUGAUGUGACAGAACCUCCCUCAUUUGUGGAGACCUCCGAAGCCGAAGAAACCGUGCCUGGGAAAAACGUCACGCUCUCAGCGAGAGUGACAGGCAGCUCGCCGCUGCAGGUCAAAUGGUUCAGGGGAGCCAAAGAAAUGCAGCACGGAAGAGGCUGUGAGAUCUUAAUGAAGGCCGAUGUGGCCUCUCUGGUUCUCCACAGAGUCGAUAAGACUCAUGCAGGAGAGUACACCUGCCAAGUGUCUAACAAUGCGGGGAAGGAAAGCCGUUCCCUUCAUCUCUUUGUUAAAGGUUUGUCUGCAUGAAACUCUUUGUUCCUAAAGGUGACAGAUCUACUGAUGGUUCAAAUGACUUUCCCCAUUAG